UGGACGUCAACCACUUUCUGCAGGAAACAUAUAUAUAUCUUUCUGGACAAAAAUUCAACAAAAGACUGCGCCGACAACUUGGUUUUGUCCUUCAGCAAGAUGUUUUCUUUUCAGACCUUACGUUAUGGGAAACGUUAUAUUUUACAGCUAUGAUUUCUCUUCCCGAAUCUCUACCGAAAGCUGACAAGUUGAAAAGACUGGAAAACAUAAUCGAUCUGCUGCAGUUAGGAAAAUGUAAGAACACAGUGAUAGGUGGCAUAUUUCUCAAAGGCCUCUCUGGUGGUGAGAAGAAAAGAGCCAGCAUAGCAAAAACACUGCUCACAGAUCCUAAUAUUCUCUUACUUGAUGAACCGACAUCUGGCCUUGACUCUAGUAUGGCGUUACAGAUGGUCAGACAGCUAAAGACUCUAGCUAGCGAGUACAACAAGACUAUCAUAGUAACUAUACAUCAGCCUUCCAGUCAAGUGUACCACAUGUUUGAUAGCUUGCUUUUGUUGUCCCAAGGAAAGGUUGUUUAUAAUGGAAGUGCACAUCGAGAGCCGCUGACUUUUCUUGAACGUUCAGGAUACAAAUGUGACCCCUUGUAUAAUCCAGCUGACUUUAUGAUUGAUGUUCUGAGUUCAGAUGGCUCUGAAAUAGAUAAAUUAGUCAAGACCAGAGAACUUGUCGAGAAAGAAGUUGUAAACCGAAACUCAACAAACUCCAUUCAUGAAGAUGGCCUAAGCACAAUAUCGACAACAAUGAGGUAUUCUUCCAGCUCAAUGGUAUCCAUUACAACACACGACAGUGACUUCAGCGUUUCAGAAAAAGAGAAAUGGCCAACAGGGUUCGCAAUGCAGUUUCGUAUGCUUACUUGGAGAAGUUUUAAACAAUCAAGAGGAACACUGUUACAUGUGUAUAGCCUCACUGAUUUCCUCCUGUUAGGAGUUUUAGUCGGCCUAUUAAUGCUGGAUAACUCCGAGAUGUUCAGAGAUAUAAGGGGAGUGGCUUUCUACAUGGUCGUGGUAUCUACAAUCUCAGUUGCAUAACAACCCGCGGCAAUAUUUCCAGAUGAAAUUGAAGUCGUUUCAAGGGAGCGUGCAAGCGGUGCAUAUCAGAUGUCUGCCGAUUACUUUUCCAAAAUGGCUGGAGAAUUACCGUUGACGUUUGCAAAACCUACAAUAUUUUGCACAGCCAUUUAUUGGAUAGCUCGGCUGAAUGGUGUACAGCAAUUUUUUAUUACGUAUUCAAUAAUUCUAUUGAAUGUCAUCAGUAUACAGUGUGUUGGAUUUUUUGUGAGCAUCGUUUUCUCGGACAGACAGCUGAGUGCAGCAGUUCUUCAUGGGGUGUUGCACUUUUCGUUGCUGCUUUGUGGAUUUUUGAUAAAAGAUUUCCCUAGCUGGCUGGCCUGGGCAAAAUAUGUUUCUCACAUGUACUACCCGUUCAGUGCAUUAUGCAUAAUCCUGUAUGAAAAUGCAGAACCGGUGCCUUGUAACACAACAGGUCUGAUAACCUUCAGCAAAUGUCUUCAGAACAGUUCAGACUAUGUUACGUCUGUAGAAAUACAACACGAUGUUGGAAUUGAACUUCCGGUGUAUUGCUACGUUGGAACUAUGAUACUAAUUUGUGUUAUGCUGAGAGUAGUUGUAUACAUGGUAUUACGGCUGAAGCGCCCUCGAAUCAGUUAACCUUUAUUAUACUCUAGUGUCGCACUUGCGGCAUAAUUUGCUCCUGAAAGAUUGUUUUAUUUGAUUUAUAAAACUAAUUAGAUCUUUUUCACUUAAGAAUAAAUCAACUAGGGGUUUGACCGGACUAUUUACAGCACGAACAACAACAAAGGUAUUUGUUACAUUGAGUUGGCCAAAGUAUCCUCCCUGGCAAGAGGAUGUUUGUCUAACUUUGUAAUGGAUUAGCAUUCAAGCAUAUCACAUGUUUCUUAAUGUUACAGUACUUACAACAGAUGUGUGUAAAUGACGCAAACAAUAUAGUCGCAUUUUGUGAUAUUUGUUAAAAAACUAUCAGUAAAAAUAAGCUGGGCUGUCGAGAAAAAGGGUCAUUGAUAGGGAUUACUUGCAGCCAGGUAAUGUUUUAUCUAUGUUGAAGCUCAUUUGCUUCAUACUGUUGUAUGUUGCUAAUAGUUUCUUCUCAUCCCAAUACGUUUUCAACUGACAGAUACAUUUUAUUAAGCGCAGAUGUUAACUUCUGUCAAAACUAUGCUCAUAAAGUUAAAUUUUCAUUAUUUGUUUUACUUGUUAAAAAAACUGUUCUUAUUAUGUGUUUUUGUGACUUAUUAAAAUGGGUCCCGGUCCGUAAAAUAACAAAAAUAUGAUUGCUUAAAUUUGUUUUAUUAAAUUUCAUGUAUGACAUUAACAGAACAGAACAGAACAGAACAGAACAUAUAUGUUAUUAGAUUUGUACAUAGUACAUCAUCAAUAUAAAUUUAACAUUUACAUUACAUAUAGUAUAACCUCACGUGUGACUAUGUGAUGAAUUAUAAUAAAAAGCAGUUUACAUGGAGGAUGGUCAUAUUUUGCUAGACAUUUAUGAUAAUAUUUCUAAUUUCCAAACAUUUUUUAACAAUUUUUUUGCAAAUUUGUAUAAUGGAGAUCUGUUAGUAGUUUGCAAUAGCUGAAUAAAUUUGAACAUCGAUGGUCGUACAUAAAAGUAUUUCUUUAUUUAUUUCCUACGUAAAUUACUGUAACAAGGACAAAUUAAAAUGAAAUGGUACUCAUUUUCAAUAUCAGGGGUAUUACGAAAAAAAGUUUUUUCUAAUCUAAUUCAUAUGCACGUGUCAUAUUGCUUUUUAUGACUGAUAUACCAUAAGAAAGUUUGUUUUAUAAUAUAAAGCAACACCACCGCUUGGCCUUUUCGCUAUUUAAUGUUUGAAUUUUCUAUAAAAGUCGUGCACUGUAUAACCCAUUAACUCAAUAUUACUGUCACUACUAGCCCAUGUUUCAUACAAGAAAAUAUUAUCAUGAUUUUACAAACUCUGAAUUGUCUCUUUUAUUUCUUCCAAGUCCAUUGCCGUUACAGGAUAACAUUUUCAGCUCCCUAAUCUCGUACUGCCGUUAAUGUAGAGGGUGUC
This is a messenger RNA of Mercenaria mercenaria, 3064 nucleotides long. RefSeq lists its product as uncharacterized. NCBI's taxonomy places the organism in Eukaryota, Metazoa, Mollusca, Bivalvia, Venerida, Veneridae. Gene Ontology annotation, molecular function: ATP binding; ATP hydrolysis activity; ABC-type transporter activity. The record is from RefSeq and is a predicted model, not a curated record. The transcript has 12 exons. Gene Ontology annotation, cellular component: plasma membrane. The coding region runs from base 150 to 1028 and encodes 292 amino acids.